Messenger RNA from Sinocyclocheilus anshuiensis, 2173 nucleotides. RefSeq names its product arylsulfatase H (gene arsh). NCBI's taxonomy places the organism in Eukaryota, Metazoa, Chordata, Actinopteri, Cypriniformes, Cyprinidae. Bases 239 to 1993 code for a protein of 584 amino acids. The transcript is spliced from 10 exons. The record is from RefSeq and is a predicted model, not a curated record. Gene Ontology annotation, molecular function: arylsulfatase activity.
UGGACAUUAUCCUGCCAGCAGAGGACAGUGAGUGGGAAUCCUGUCGGGAAUCAGGGGAAAACGGAUUCUUUAGGGAAAGGUAAGCACAUAAAACAGCCCCAAAAAGAGACUUUGAGCUGAUCGCCGGGCUUCUGCAGCACUAAACCAGCUGAUCUCGUGGAAUCUGGGCUUACUUCCGUGUUUUCCUGCUUCUUCACAUCUGGACGUGUUUAUCAUCUCACUUGCGCUUUAGAGGAGCAUGCUGGUGGAAAACAGGAGCUCGAGGUUCUUCGCUGGUUUGCUGGUUCUCCUCCAGUCCAGUUCAUAUGUGACCAGUGCAGAUCAUGAUUCCAGACCCAACUUCGUCCUGAUGAUGGUGGAUGAUCUGGGCAUUGGAGACAUCGGUUGCUAUGGAAACGACACCAUCAGCACACCAAACGUGGAUCGUCUGGCGGCAGACGGAGUGAAACUGAGCCAGCAUCUCGCCGCCGCUCCGCUCUGCACUCCCAGCAGAACCGCCUUCAUGACGGGACGCUACGCUCUGCGCGCCGGUCUCGGCAGCACAGGCCGAGUUCAGGUGAUUCUGUUUCUCGCUGGAUCUGGAGGACUUCCACCGAAUGAAACCACCUUCGCCAAACUCCUGCAGAAGCAGGGCUACACCACCGGCAUCGUGGGUAAGUGGCAUUUAGGUGUGAACUGCGAGAGCAGGAACGAUCACUGCCAUCAUCCCAACAAUCACGGCUUCGACUUCUUCUACGGGCUUCCCUUCACCAACUUCAACGACUGCAAACCCGGAGCGGGGAAAGGCGUGCUGGUGGAUGUGCAGGAGACGCUGUGGCAGAUGUCUGCGCUGCUGGCGCUGGCGUCUCUCACGCUGCUUGCGGUCCGAGCCUCGGCUCUGCUGCGGGUCAGCUGGUCGCUCGCGGCGUUUCUGGCCGUUCUGUCGCUGCUGGGCUUCACGGCGUGGUUCGUGCCGUUUGAACUCCUGCGGACCUGGAACUGCAUCAUCAUGAGGAACGGCGAGGUGGUGGAGCAGCCCGUGAAGCUGGAGACGCUGAGCGCCAGGCUGAUGAGCGAAGCUGAGCGGUUCGUGGAGAGACACAAAGACGGGCCCUUCCUGCUCUUCCUGUCAUUGGCACACGUGCACACGCCCCUCUUUGUGUCCGAGGGCUUUACCGGAAAGAGCAAACAUGGGCUGUACGGGGACAACGUCGAAGAAGUGGACUGGAUGGUGGGUAGAAUGAUGGAGACCAUUGAAAGGCUCGGCCUGUCCGAGAAAACCUUGAUGUACUUCACCUCUGACCACGGCGGCCACAUCGAAGAGGGUCCGAAAGGAGGCUGGAAUGGAAUCUAUCGAGGUGGUAAAGCCAUGGGCGGCUGGGAGGGAGGAAUCCGAGUUCCGGGAAUAUUCCGCUGGCCUGGACGUCUCAACCCGGGACGAGAAGUGGCAGAACCAACAAGUCUGAUGGAUGUUUUUCCCACAGUGGUGAAGCUGGCAGGCGGAACGCUGCCAGAGGACAGGAUCCUGGACGGCCGUGAUCUGAUGCCUCUGUUGGAGGGCAGAACGAACCGCUCGCAGCACGAGUUCAUGUUCCACUACUGCGGCAUGUACCUGAACGCUGUACGCUGGCACCCUCCCGACAGUGACUCCAUCUUCAAGGUUCAUUUCUUCACACCAAACUUCUCUCCAGCGGGAGCCGUCGGCUGUUACGACACCAGCAUCUGCAUGUGUCACGGGGAGUUUGUGACGUAUCACAGCCCUCCGCUGGUGUUCGAGCUCAGCGGGGAUCCAUCAGAGAGCCGUCCGCUCUCACCAGACACUGAGCCGCGGUUGGCAGAGGUGCUGGAGCGGGUCGAACGGGCCGUGACGGAGCACCGCAGAACUCUGACGCCGGUGGAGAGACAGCUGACGUGGGCAAAGGUCCUGUGGAAGCCGUGGCUGCAGCCCUGCUGCGGAACCUUCCCUUUCUGCUCCUGCGAGGAGAGCAACCACACGUCUGCAGGAGCAGAGUGAAGAAACGGACGCCACAGGAGAAAAACAUUCAAAAAGACAACUGCAACUUUUUCUCUCACUUGCAAGUUUAUAUCCCACCGUUCAUCAUUUUUGCUUGCAAUUCUGACUUUUUUCCCUCAGAAUUGCAAGUUAUAAAACUGCAAUUGUGAGUUUUUAUAUAUUGCAAUUUUGACUUCAGGG